This is a messenger RNA of Aspergillus uvarum CBS 121591, 950 nucleotides long. RefSeq names its product NifU family protein. Bases 211 to 813 code for a protein of 200 amino acids. The transcript has a single exon. Gene Ontology annotation, biological process: iron-sulfur cluster assembly. NCBI's taxonomy places the organism in Eukaryota, Fungi, Ascomycota, Eurotiomycetes, Eurotiales, Aspergillaceae. Gene Ontology annotation, molecular function: iron ion binding; iron-sulfur cluster binding. Gene Ontology annotation, cellular component: mitochondrion. The record is from RefSeq and is a predicted model, not a curated record.
CCUCCGAGACCCGUCGCCGGCCUACUCUGCAACCUCACCACCACUCCCUCGUGCAGGCGCGAGUGAACGGCCCGGCGCCGACGAGCAAGCGCACGAUAUUUAUCCAGACGGAGAACACCCCGAACCCUGAUGUACGUGACUUGUCCUUUGGGACCUCACUCGCCUAAUUUUCUGGAGGUAUCGUGAAACGGACCAUCUCACAAACCAUAAAUGCAGGCCCUCAAAUUCAUCCCCAACCAUCGCGUCCUCCCCGAAGACUUCCCCACCACCUUCCUCGAAUAUCUCUCCCCACGCUCGACCCUCGCCCCCCCGCACCCGUCCCCACUGGCGGCGCAGCUCCUCAACGUCGAGGGCGUCACCUCGGUCUUCUACGGGCCGGACUUCAUCACCGUUACCAAGGCCGCCGACUCCAACUGGGCGCACAUCAAACCCGAAGUUUUUAGCCUGAUCACGCAGGCCGUGACGUCGGGCGAGUCGAUCGUCAACACCGUCGCCAAGGCGGGCGGCGAGGCUUCGCAAGGUGAGGAGGCGGACUCGCUGCGCUUCGACGAGGAGGACGACGAGGUGGUCGGCAUGAUCAAGGAGCUGCUGGACACGCGCAUCCGUCCGGCCAUCCAGGAGGACGGCGGCGACAUCGAGUUCCGAGGGUUCGAGAAUGGCAUCGUCCUGCUCAAGUUGCGCGGUGCCUGUCGGACCUGCGACUCCAGUACGGUGACGCUGAAGAACGGGAUUGAGUCUAUGUUGAUGCAUUAUGUAUGUCCCGUCUUUCCCCACUCUAUCAAGGUAUGGCAAGGUCAUAGGCGGGUUGGCUAAUAGACUGGCAAACAGAUCGAGGAAGUCCAAGGUGUUGAGCAAGCGAUGGACCCCGAGGAAGAGAUCUCGAUGCACGAAUUCGCCAAGUUCGAGCAGAAGCUGCGCCAGCAGAAGGGACCCGAUGCUACGGCCUCGAC